UGCCUAACUCAGCAAUGGAGUUCCGCGUGAACCUCUGUAUUCAUGUCAUUGCCGUUGUUGUGGCAGAGGUGUGGCGGCCCGCCCUGGCAGCACACCUAAUAGAACACACCCUUCGCUCGGCGUCAGAGUCAACCACAUCAUCGGUGGAGGUGAACGUGGUGGGGGGAGAGGAGGUGCAGCAUGGGGAGGUGCCCUACCUGGUAAGUCUGCAGGAUGUGCGAUGGACACCGACCCAGCCACGCCUUCUUUGCGGCGGCUCCAUCUAUGACGCCACCUCCAUUAUUACAGCUGCACACUGCGUCCAGCCCUUCGCCAGGAACUAUUUCGGGGUGGAGGUGGUUGCCGGUGAACACCGUCGCAGCGUCCAUGAUGGCAGUGAGCAAGUAAUGCAGGUGAAAGAUAUCCUCUUGCAUCCAGAAUAUGAUGCAAUAACAUUUAAGAAUGAUCUUGCCAUCAUCAUAUUAACAGAGCAACUGCAUUUCAACAAGUAUGUGCAACCCAUCCAGUUGCCUCCUGAGGGAGUGUCACUGCCUGGAGAGUGCAUGGUAGCUGGCUGGGGGCCUAAGGAAGAAGCUGGUGAGGAGGCAGACAUUCCUUACAAAAUAACAUUACCAAUAUGGUCUCAUGAUGACUGCAGCAAAACUUUAGAAGAAGUGUUUGAUGUUACUGAACAGAUGGUGUGUGCAGGGUAUGAGGAUGGUGGUGCAGGUGCCUGUGAGAGUGACUCUGGAAGUCCCCUCACCUGCUAUGCUGCCUCUGACUCAUACCUGGCUGGGCUAGUAUCCUGGCAGUUUGGAUGUGCCAGGCCCUUGCGUCCCACUGUCUACACCAAUUUAAUUUGGUUUGAAAAUUGGUUAAAGGAACCAAGAAUGAAUUCCACACAGAGUCAGACCUCAUGAGUAGGUCUCUCUCCAUGUCCCUCCUGAAAGUAACCAGUGCUUCAAACACCAUAAAAGAAAAAUAUAUAUGUAAGAUAUUCCUAUUGUUUAAACACUAAUAUGUGGCACAUGUGGCACUGCCUUAUUUGAGUAAUGAGAAUUUAAAAGAAAAUGCUCUUUUUGCUUGUAAGAUGUACUACAAACUUGAGCUGUAGCAAGCCCAAGCUCUUAGUUACAAAAGGGCAAUGAAAUAAUGAUAAAUUUUGACAGUUCCUAGAAGUGCAAAUCUUCAGGUAGAAACAGGUGAUCUUGACUUCUAUGAUGAACUCUCUCCUUUACUAUCCACCAAGAUUGAUAGAGUAACUGUAAUGAAAGACCCAAAAAAUAAUCUUGUGACCUGAUCAUCUUAUGCCUAAGAUAAGAAAAGUAAUGAGGAGUGGAGGUGGUGAAAGGGUUUUAGAAAGUUUGACCAAUUUAGAUAAGUACAGUACAUAAAGUUUCUAAUAUUCCAUAAGUUUUCCUGUAUUUCUUCUCAUGCAGUUUAGCACACUCACAUAUUGCAGUAAGUCUAUGGACAUGCAUGUGAUGUCACAAUGGAACAGUACAAAAGUGAGCAAGUAAUGUCCAUUUGGUUAGAAGCAAUGAGGGGUUCAGUUCACACUUGUGUAGUACAUUAACUUUUGUUUACUGAUUUUUUCUGUACCUUAACUAUAAUGAUUCACAUGUACUGUAUCAAUUCUUUUAGUGUUUUGCUUAAUUUAACAUUAUGCCUAUGAAUGUAACCAGCUUAACCAGCACAUACAUACAAAUGACAGAUUUAGGUGUAGGAAUGGAACAUCCUUUUCAUAUUCAAAGAAGCUUGCUGUUAGACUCCAUCAUUUAUUUUUACACUGGCAUCAAGAUCACAUAAAAAAUACAUAAAAAAGUGUCCAAACAGUUUUAUUCAAUGUUUUUAUUCAUACUUUAAUCUUAAUCAAAUUGAAAUCUACUCAACAAAGUUCUAAUGCAUCAUAUUUUACUUUCACUUGUCACUGCUAUUUCACUUUGUGGGAGAUAUCAGCCUGGUGUAUAGACAGAUUGAAAUAUAUGAACAAUAUAAUAUGUAUCAAAAGCAAACAAAAUAAAGAGAAAUAUACAAGCUUAAAAAUGUGCAUAGAGAGGUUAGCUCACUGUAAGUUUGUGGAGGAGUUUGCCUCAUGCUUGCAUCUAAAGAUCAACUAACUCUUCAACCUCCACUAAGCCUUGGAUGUCAAUAGACUAGAGACAGCAUAACUUUUAUAUUUGCAGGGUUACUUAACAGAAAACACAAAAAAUUCUUGCUGCUCCACUUAAAACCAUCCUUGUACUUUGAAUAAUCUCUAUAAAAAAAAAAAAAAAAAAAUAAAUAAAUAAAAUACAAAGCUUUAUGACCUGACAAGUUAAGUAAUA
Molecule: messenger RNA, 2306 nt
Organism: Portunus trituberculatus (swimming crab)
Lineage: Eukaryota; Metazoa; Arthropoda; Malacostraca; Decapoda; Portunidae
Product: trypsin-1-like
Exons: 3
Coding region: 15-899 (294 amino acids)
Biological process (GO): proteolysis
Molecular function (GO): serine-type endopeptidase activity
Source: RefSeq, a predicted model, not a curated record